Messenger RNA from Halteromyces radiatus, 2509 nucleotides. RefSeq lists its product as uncharacterized. Bases 170 to 2392 code for a protein of 740 amino acids. Lineage: Eukaryota; Fungi; Mucoromycota; Mucoromycetes; Mucorales; Cunninghamellaceae. The transcript is spliced from 2 exons. Gene Ontology annotation, biological process: DNA-templated transcription. Gene Ontology annotation, molecular function: DNA binding; zinc ion binding. The record is from RefSeq and is a predicted model, not a curated record.
ACAACAACAACAACAGCAACAACAACAACAACAACAAUGUCCUUUAAUUCAGUCUGACUUUAUCUCACAAUCCACCUUUAGCGAUCACAACAUAUUAUCAUUGCCAUCGCCUAGUACCUCAAGUCAACCAAUCCCUUCUUCCUCUUGUACAGAUAUACAAAGCGAUCCUAUGCAAUGGAUACUCACGUUUCAACCUGGUAAUUCAUUACGACUGGAAACAAAUAUUACUUCGGUGGAACAACUAGUAGAUGCUGUACAAAAAAUACAACUUUUGGCUGAUCCAUCUUCAAAAAACGUCCAUCAACCUAUUGACCCAUCUAGUGUAUUUAUCGCAUCAUCAUCAUCAUCAUCAUCAUCUUCAUCAUCAUUCUCAUCGAAUUCUUCAUCUUCCUCUAUUUCUUCACCAUCAUCCAAACUGUCAACACCUUGGACUGGCAAUCAUCAACUACGUUUGGGCCCAUCGACUGAAUACUGGUAUGCAGCUUUACAACGUCGACCACGAUCAUGUCUGGAAGAUUAUAAGAACUCUGACGAAAUGAAUCUUAGUCAAGUCACGGAAAAUGUCUCACCUCAUGUACUCAACUAUGCUUGUCAAAUAUAUUGGGAUUGUCUUCAUCCAAAGUUUUCUGGUGAUUGGUCUACUUUUUGGGAUCGAUCAGGUGAUCCAAAGCGCAAUCAAGUCUGUAUCGAUUCUGGUUUAGCAAUGGUAUUCUUACAUAUUAUUCGGCAUCACAAGGAUUCAUGUCCCAACGCAAAUGAUAUUGGCUACUACUACUACGAAAGGGCAAGAGAAGCUUUGAUGGAUUAUUUUGAUUCUCCAGAUUGUGCUACUUUGGAAACUCUGAUGAACUUGGCUAUGUUCUGUAUUCUUUGCAAGCGACAUUCUCAAGCACGUUUACAUAUUGGAUUGGCGUAUCGUAUGAUUUUGGAUAUGGGGAUUCAUCAACAAUCCAAUUGGCCGAAGGACAAUCUACUGCUACGAAAGAAAUAUCUUAAACUCGUCAUGGUACUUUAUUAUAAUGAUAUUAGUGUCUCGAUGUACUCUGGUGAACCUACUUUGCUAAAUGACAUGGAUAUUGAUGUGGAUUUCUACGACCUGAUUGCUGUCAAUCGUGCCUUACCAGCUCAACCUGAUGAAAAAACCUUGGUCAAGGAAACCUUUUUUGCUCACCUGUUAUCACUGGCCAAGAUUGGGAAACGCACUUUACUAUUGACUGAUGAUUAUAAACAACAACACGAAGGAAAACAACAUGUUGGUGAAUUACCUUUAUCUUGGGCAAAUCAAGUACAAGCUUUAGAAGUAGCUCUGGCACGCUGGUUUGAUCGACUUCCUGAAGAAUAUCGUGUAGAUCCUCAACCAACACCUUUUUCAACAGCAUCAUCAUCAUCAACAACAACGGCGACAACAACAACAACAACAGAGGACAAGACUUCUCCUGAACGUGAACAUAUCUCCAUGGAUGCCACCUCAUUGAAGAAACAAUCCGCUCUUUUACUGAUGUUACAAUAUCAAACACAAUGGUUACUUUUACACAAAACUUUUGCCAACAUUGAUGCUUCUCCUUUGGCCGCCACUAUUGCUGCUGCUGCUGCAGGUUCAACAUCAGCGCAUAUACCACCACAAGGACCGGAUCGAUCAAGAGAAAUAUGUACUGAUGCUGCCAAUCGAAUUGUUGUUAUGGGCGAAAUGAUCACUGAAAAAUAUGGAUGGUGUGUCUGUCAACAAUUUAUGUCCUGUAUUUAUCAAGCAUCUACGAUUUAUUGUCGGAACGCCCUUGCUAUGAACGAAGACAGUCGUCAACAUGCCAAUACUAUGAUCAAACGAAUUAUACAUAUAUUAGGAUCAAGUAGGAUCAACUAUAGUGGACUACCUGAUGAUAUCACAGCAUGCCUGAACGAAUUCUUGGUCAAGAAUGGAAUGCAGCCACCGACAGAACAACACUCUCUUUCAACUGAUACAACAACACCAGUGAAUAAUGUGAACAACAAGGAUGAUAACAACCAUGCUAAUGAUGAUGAUGAAACAUUGGAUGAAAAUCAUAAAAUAACAAUUCCAGAAGGAUGUCAACUAUUGGGACACUGGGUUUCUUUCGAUAACUCAUCUACAGCAGAACAUACGCAUUCAUCAGCAAUCACAUCUCCCCUUACUAGAUUCAACGAUACAUUAUUCAACUCACCUCAUAUGCAUUUGGAAUGUUUACAUCAACAAGCUCUCCAUCGGCCACCACUCACAACUCGAUAUCAUCAAACGGAUGCUAUGCUAUCUAUUAAGAUUCAGGAACCAGUGGUAGAUAAUUCGAUGGCAAUGGAUUUCCAAUUGGAGCAUAGAAAAAACUGGAGAAACAUGUUUUCAUCGUCCAAUAUUACCCAAGUCAAUCAGCGAAUGUUGUAGAAUAAUACCUUUUUACCAUCUCUCUUUUUACACUAUGACUAUUAUUGUAUUUUUUAUUUAUUUAUUUAUUUUGUUUAUAUCUAUAUAUAUAUUUACUAUUGUGUAUUUUUUAUCCCU